AUGUCUUGUAAUAACAGAGAACAUUCGAACACUGUGCAAGAAAUAACAUAUAACUAUUUACCAACAAUAGAAAUAACUAGAAGCUACUUUCUCUUCAUCUUCUUUCCCUUCCUCUUCUUUUCCCACCUCUUUCUCCUCCACUUCUUUCCCUUCCUCUUCUUUACUCACCUCUUUCUCCUCCACUUCUUUCCCUUCCUCUUCUUUCCCCACCUCUUUCUCCUCCACUUCUUUCCCUCCUAUUCUUUCCCCUUCUCUUCUUUCUCAUCCUCCCUCUUCUUUUUAACUUCUCUUCUUUCCUGCCUAUUCUUUCCCCUCCUCUUAUUUCCCCACCUCUUAUUAGCACCCUUUCUUCUUUCCUCUCCUCUUCUUUCCCCUCCUCUUCUUUCCCCUCCUCUUCUUUCCGCCUCCUCUUCUUUACCCCUUCUCUUUUUCCAUUCCUCAUCUUUCCUCUCCUCUUUCUCCUUCUCUUCUUUCACCUCAGCUUCUUUCCCCAUCUUUUCUUUCUCCUCUUCUUUUCCUUCCUCUUCUUUUUGCCUUCUCUUCUUUUUGCCUUCUCUUCUUUCUCCCUCUUCUUCUUUUCCUCUCCUCUACUUUCCCCCCUCUUCUUUCCCAUCCUCUUCUUUUCGCCUCCUCUUCUUUACCCCUCUUUUUCCAUUCCUCGUCUUUCCUGUCCUCUUUCUCCUUCACCUCAGCUUCUUUCCCCAUGUUUUCUUUCUCCUCUUCUUUUCCUUCCUCUUCUUUCCCCCUCCUCUUAUUUUCACUUCCUCUUCUUUCUGCCUCCUCUUCUUUUCCCCUUCUCUUUUAACCUUCCUCUCCUUUCCCCUUCUCUUCCUUUAA
This is a messenger RNA of Acanthosepion pharaonis, 837 nucleotides long. The record is from the annotation of a GenBank genome assembly. NCBI's taxonomy places the organism in Eukaryota, Metazoa, Mollusca, Cephalopoda, Sepiida, Sepiidae.